Molecule: messenger RNA, 1176 nt
Organism: Echinococcus granulosus
Lineage: Eukaryota; Metazoa; Platyhelminthes; Cestoda; Cyclophyllidea; Taeniidae
Product: Pyroglutamylated RFamide peptide receptor
Exons: 1
Coding region: 1-1176 (391 amino acids)
Biological process (GO): G protein-coupled receptor signaling pathway
Cellular component (GO): plasma membrane
Molecular function (GO): G protein-coupled receptor activity
Source: RefSeq, a predicted model, not a curated record
AUGUCAGACUCGGUGAAUUUAACGACACCUGCCGCUCCACCGAGCACGUUGGAUGCGAAGGACGCGACACAGUUUGUGACGCCCCCACUGCUCUCGGGCAUCCGUUACGCCUGCAUCCCCGUGUGGAGCAUCCUCCUUUGCUUUGGCAUCUUUGGGAACGCCCUCACCGUCUUCGUGCUGCGCACCAAACGUCUGCAGCAAUCAAGCACCUCCUUCUACCUCACUGCCCUAGCCAUCACCGACAUGCUCUACCUCCUCACCAGCCUCGUCGCCUCCAUCGCCAACUUUAUAUUCUUCUUUCCUUCGGAGUUGCGCCAACUCUCCCGCACUUUCUGUGUGUUCACACCCUUUCUCAGCUACACCCUCGCUUACAUCAGUGUUUGGCUCCUCGUCACGGUUACUGUUGAACGUGCCGUCUGGGUCGUGCUGCCCUUCCGCGCACGCCAUAUCUGCACAAAACGCACUGCCAAAUCUGUGGUCCUUCUCCUGGUGAUUGGGUUUACCCUCCUCGACAUCCACUUUUUUCUCACCAUGCGCUAUCAGGAAGUACGGCCUGGGUACUGGCUCUGCAUGACCACCUACUUCUCUGACAAGGUGUUUCCCUUCCUCGAUCUCCUCCUUGUAGCUAUUCUUCCCUGUACCAUUAUGCUUGUCGCUAACUGUCUCAUUGGCUGGAAGCUGAGAGUUAUGCGAAAGUUUCGCUCGGGAACUGCUAUUGGCAUGGUGAGCAACAACAUCACCGAUCAAGGUGGUGGAGAAAAACGUGAAAAGUCUGUUAAUCUUACCCGAAUGCUUGUCUCCACGAAUGUUUUCUUCAUUGUCUCCGUAACACCUUUGCUCAUCUAUGACGUGGUCUUCUUCUCCGUGGACGUACGCGCCUGGGCAGAAGAGGCAGAGGAGGUGCGAGGUGGAAUGAUAUUUGCCAUAGAACGCUUCGUCUACACUUUGUGGUACACCAACUUCGCCAUCCAUUUCCUCCUCUACUGCCUCAGUGGACCCCCAUUCCGCGCUGAAGUCUUAGUUCUCUUCAAUCGCCUCCGGGACCGCAUCCGCAAGGUCGCCCACAAAUCUACGGUAGAUCAGACGGAAUUGAAACGCCCCGAAACUGGGCUCACCUCCACUGCCAAUGUUGUCUCCACCGCAGGAGACGUCUACAGUCGGGAGGAACUCCUGUGA